Molecule: messenger RNA, 1480 nt
Organism: Nematolebias whitei (Rio pearlfish)
Lineage: Eukaryota; Metazoa; Chordata; Actinopteri; Cyprinodontiformes; Rivulidae
Product: tetratricopeptide repeat protein 9A
Exons: 3
Coding region: 118-801 (227 amino acids)
Molecular function (GO): protein binding
Source: RefSeq, a predicted model, not a curated record
GAGCACGCGCCGCGCCGCGCGCAGGGUUUGCGCACAGAGGACGUGCAUCGAGGGCCCAUCAUCGGGCAGGAAGGAUGCAGUGAGAUCGUGCUGUCCAGCCGAGCUCUUCUGUCCGACAUGAGCGUGCUCCAGGCCGGGCUCGAAGGCAGGGUGGGCGGCGGCUCCCCCAGGCUGCAGCAGCGCGCGCAGCCUCCCAACAGCAGCAGCCGCUCCAAGGAUCCCAGGCAUCAGCAGCAGAGGCAUCAUGGAAGCUCGAUGCUGAAGCAGCCAGCCCAGAACGAGCCGGCGGACGCAGUGAGGCGCGCGCUGGACUUCAAGAGCCAGGGCACCCAGUGCUACAAGGACAAGAAGUACCGAGAGGCCAUAGGAAAAUACCACCGCGCACUGCUGGAGAUCAAGGGGCUGUGCAGGCUGCUGGGGGAGCCAGAGUCCCCGGCCCCCCUCCUGCCCCCCAUCAGCAGGUCCAGCACGCUGACAGAUGAGCAGAAAGGAGCCAUGGAGAAUGCAGAGCUGGAGUGUUACAACAGUUUGGCCGCGUGUCUUCUGCAAAUGGAGUUGGUGAACUACGAGCGAGUGAAGGAGUACUGCCUGAAAGUCCUUCACAAAGAAGGAAAGAACUUCAAAGCUCUUUACAGGUCUGGAGUGGCCUACUACCACCUUGGAGACUUCCAGAAGGCCCUGGACUACCUGAAGGAGUCACACAAACAGGAGCCGUCAGAUACCAACGUCAUCCGCUACAUCCAGCUGACAGAGAUGAAGAUUCGCCGGAAUGCCCAAAGGGAAAAGAAAGAGGCAACAUAAGCACCGACUUCCUGAUGACCUCUGACCUGUCAUAAGUUUCAGGCCUACCGUGUGCCCCCAAACCUUAAACACCGUAAAUGCAAGGUCUUGUUGAGAAACUGUAACGUUUGCUUCGGCCUUGCUGCACAUGGUUGGCCUUUUUGUUAUUGAACUGUAUUUUUGUGCACUUAGUGUUCUUUGUUCCUUUUGGAAAUACAAAUCACGCCAGACAGAACUUCACUGAAAUAGAGAUGUUGAGAUGUCACCUCACAGCCUUUCUGGGUGGAGUUUACAUGCUCUCCUCCCACAGACUGACACUCCACGUUAGGUGCAUGGUAAUGGUUGUCUCAUUUGUCUGUCCUGUCCAGGGUGUCCCCCGUCUUUCACACAGUAGCUGCUGGAGAUGGACACCAGCAAACCACAACUUGGAAAAGAGAAGUGGGUAAAGAAAGAAUGGCUGUCUGGAUGAAAUGACCACCGAUGGCUCUAGAUGAGAUCUUUGUUCAGGGGGACAAGUAUGGCACCUAACAAAAUGGCUGCCAAUAUCCAUGUGGAAGCCACACCCCAUGUGUGCAGUUUACCGUCAUCAGUUCAAAAAUACACAUCGAUCACUUAUUUAAUGAAAGAAACGCAUCAUGCAUGUGACGGAAGGAGAAAGUGUCCAGCUGUAAUGAGACUACAAAAAAAAAAAAAAAAAAAA